Molecule: messenger RNA, 890 nt
Organism: Diaporthe batatas
Lineage: Eukaryota; Fungi; Ascomycota; Sordariomycetes; Diaporthales; Diaporthaceae
Exons: 4
Coding region: 277-693 (138 amino acids)
Biological process (GO): chromatin remodeling; RNA polymerase II preinitiation complex assembly; negative regulation of transcription by RNA polymerase II
Cellular component (GO): negative cofactor 2 complex
Molecular function (GO): protein heterodimerization activity; core promoter sequence-specific DNA binding; TBP-class protein binding
Source: RefSeq, a predicted model, not a curated record
UUAAAGGCUUAGGCAGCUCCUCCAAGCUUGUGGUGGGACUGGGGGCCUUGCCUUCCCAAAAGGACCAAUUCACCUCGAACUCGCUCCGGCAUGUCACAGCUGCCAAGUUCGCAAUGAUGAAGGGCAUGAUAUGAUUUAAAAACACCGUCGACUCUUUUCCCCUCGUCAACCACUUCGAUUUGCAUUUGGGCAUCAAAAAAUACACAGCCGCAGCCCCUUGAAUCCAACUUAAAUAAGCCACCACGACUAUUCAUCGAGCAGCGCCACUUCCUCACCAUGUCUGAUCACGAAUUUGGAGCAAAUGACGACUUGUCGCUACCAAAGGCCACGGUCCAGAAAAUUGUCACAGAGAUCCUCCCGCCUGCCAACGGCGUCGCUUUUGCAAAGGAGGCCCGGGAUCUGCUGAUCGAGUGCUGCGUCGAGUUCAUCACGCUUGUCUCGUCAGAGGCCAACGAGAUCUCGGAGAAGGAGGCAAAGAAGACUAUUGCAUGCGACCACAUCACAAAGGCCCUGGAACAGCUGGGGUUCUCCGAGUACGUGUCAGCUGUCAUCGAGGCCGCCUCGGAGCACAAGGAACAACAGAAGGGACGAGAGAAGAAGCUCAACAAGUUCGAUCAGAGCGGUCUGUCUAUGGAGGAGCUUGAGAAGAUCCAGGCCGAGCAGUUCGCCGCCGCGGCUGCGCGGCACAACUAAGCGGCCUUCCCGGUCACAUUGUUGCAUGGUAACAGAUGUUUCUUUCCUUGUUUUGCAUCUGGACGGCGUUGGGGAUUCGGUACGGCGAGGAUUGGGAGGGUUUGCUUGCGGUUACAGUUCCUGAGCUCUAGACCGCAUGGCUAUAGGUGUCCAUGCUUCAUUUUCUAUCCUGGCAAUGAAAUCAAUUGUUCACGGUA